Caenorhabditis elegans is the source of this 2270-nucleotide messenger RNA. It is a transcript of the gene lin-15A, whose product is annotated as Protein lin-15A. The record is from RefSeq and is marked reviewed. The coding region runs from base 8 to 2167 and encodes 719 amino acids. Lineage: Eukaryota; Metazoa; Nematoda; Chromadorea; Rhabditida; Rhabditidae. The transcript has 6 exons. Gene Ontology annotation, cellular component: nucleus.
AUUCCUAAUGUUGGCUCCAGCGGCUCCAGCUAAAGAUGUUGUCUCGGCAGAUGAAAAAGAAGAAAUCAUUGCGAAAAGAAAAUUUCGAAUGAAAAACGUUGAUGCUAUGCGAAUGUCAAGCUUGGCGAACGAUCGGAUGGCUUUCAACAAGAAAUGCAAUGCCCUAGCGAUGAAGUUUGUUAAAAGUGCCGGCAUUGGAACGGAUGCUCUGCAGCUCACAUGUUUCCAGGAGCUCGUCCGGCAUUUCAACCCAAUUGCCGCAGUUGUUGUUGGUGUCAAAAGAGAGCCAAACUCCAAUGUACAAGCUGAAAAAAAGACAAUUCCAAAAGUCAAGACAAUACAAACACCUACCCAGUCAAUGGAAUCUGUUCGAUUGCUCCAAGAGAAAAAAGCUUCAGCAACUGAAGAACAAUCAGCUGAGUCUGCUUCGAUCAUGAAGCAUUUUGCGAAUACAAUUCCAAACUCAACACCAACGCAAAGCGUGAAGGAUGUUCUGACGGCGGCUGCAAGCAAGGGACAAUUCAAAAGUAGCGCGGAAAUUUUUUCACACUUUCCAAGUGAACCCAGCCCCUCGAAACCCCGUGCCACACGAGAGGGAUCUCAACCGAGUGACUACACGUAUUGUACCUAUCUGACUCCGUGCAUACUCUGCGAGAAGGCUCUUUUAAUGCGAGAAAGCAUUGCAAUGACUGAUAACGAAGCUGUGAAAGUUUUGAUGGCGGCAGUGAUGUCUGGCCACUUUAGAAUGGCAACUGCAGAGAAAGCGAUUCGUCAUGAGAGGCUAAGGAUGUGCUAUGAUCAUGUUGAUUUUGUAUACGAAAUGAUGUGCGACGCCUUUGAAGCUAAAACGGAAAGCGAGAUCAAUGAGAUGCCACCGGACAGAUUGAUGCGUGGCCAUGAUAUCUAUAGAGCACUGAAGAGAGUCGGCGACCUGCACAAAGGGAAGGUUACGUCGAACACUCCGCUUUACUCAUUCAAGAAUUCCAUUAAAUCUUAUUACCGUAACCACGUGCCAAGGAUGGUCAAUGGGUCUCUCAGUAAACCGUCUCCCAAACCGUUCUCAGAGCUGGUUGCGCUUUUGCAAUCGGUGCCUCCAUCGACGAAUCUAAAUGAGUUGCUGAAUCAUAAUCUUAGCCUCAGUGAUGCUGAUAAGCAAGAACUCAUUCAACUCAUCAAUGGGAAAGAUAAUCGUUUCACAUCUCGGAGACGGAAAAUCGAGGAUAUUCUUGACAACAAGUUUGCUGCUGCAGCUGCAAAAGCUUAUCGAGAUCACAGUGAAGAUGCACCUAGUGAACCGUAUAUUCCCAAUCAAAGUGAGAUGCAGAACACUGUAGAACGCAGAAAGCGAAAGCUUCAUUCGCCUGAACAGGAUGAUGCUGGAUCAUCGAGUAUCUCAUGGAACGCAAAAAAAACGAAAACUCCAAUUGACUAUGUUCACCUAGCAACGCGUGUUUUGGAAGGUCAUUCAAUUGCCGACGAGGCGCUUUUGCACAAAUCCAAAGUUUCUUAUGCUCGUAAUGCAUUUGGUGAGAAGCCAAGCUCCCCCACUCCGCCAUCUGCGCCACUAAAGUUCUGUGUUGUCAAUGGAAAGAAAUACUUGCGUUUUGAAAACGGAACCGGACCUCCGAAAGUUGUAGUUCAAGGGAAUGUCGUUCUUCGCACUAAUACUCUUAAAGACGCAUUGACUACAGCGCCACGUGCACAAAACCAGCCUUCUACGUCCACAGACUCAUCAAGCUCAUCCGAGAUGGAGGGAAUACGUCAAUCAUUUGGGGCGCCUCAAAAGGAAGAAGAAGAAGAAGAAUUAGUACCUACGCUUCUUCAAAACAAACCUACCCACGUGGAAUCUUCGAGCCCCGUUGAAAAAAAACCACCAACCAAAACGAACGUAGAGAAACCAGCGGUCCGUCUAGGAAGAAUGUUAACGACUGCAUUUGGUUCAAUGAGUUACCGAACAAGAAAAUCGGUAGAGAAUAAAACGGAUCUCUUAAAUCAGCCAACAUCUGCCUCACCAAGACGCAUGAUUAAAGUUGUGAGAAACCGAAAUCCUCACCUUGCGAAACAAGUGGCCGCCGCACCGAGUGAGCCAAAACAUAUUCCGCCAACGCACAUGGAAAAGAAGCCGGAAGAGUUGCUCAUGGAUCCAAAGCCUGAGCCAAUUUUUUAAACGUUCUUGAUAACUUUGAUUAUUAUCUUUUUAGUUCAAUUUCAUGUUUUUUUUAAACUGUUUUUUUCUCAUCACAAUCGAUCUUAUAAAUAUGUUACUUGUU